AAGUACACGACCACCGGCAAGUCAACCUCAUUUGGAUAUUUCGAGGGAAGUGCGAGGACGACGUUGUGAAAGUGGACAUCUACAGUAGCUGGGGUUAGUGGACAUACCCAGCCAUGUCAUUGCUUACCCUCGAGGCCAAGUUGGAGAGGGUUGACCCAUCCACGCAAUGGGGAUUUCGUAUGCAGGGAGGACAAGAUUUUAGUGCCCCACUAACGAUACAGCGGGUACUUCCUGGAAGUUUGGCAGCCAAAUGUGGAUUACAACAAGGGGACAUAAUCCUCAAGAUCGGAAACAGUGAUGCCAAUGUAAUGAAACAUAAAGAUGCCCAGGGGGCCAUCAUGGGGAGUGGUAACAAGCUGGACUUGCUGCUGCAGAGAAUUAGAGAAAAGAAAGCUAAAAAGCCAACCAAUAAUUUUAUUGGAAAAAAUUUGGAACAGUACAUGGAGGAAGAAUCUACAUCAGCUGAUCAAGGAGCCCCACCCCACCAGUACCAGUAUGAGAAGUUCUCUGCGCCAGCUGUUCCCAGCAAGGCUGGAGGUCUCAUCCAGUAUGGAGAUUCUUCUUCAAACUUUAACACGUCUGCACGCCCCUAUGGAGCACCACCACAGGCACCACCGGCACCGCCGGCACCACCUACCCAGUCCUCGACCUUCCAGUCCCAGAUCAACACCAUGUCACAGCAGACACAAAACAUAUCCUUGACACCUAAGCCUGCAGUCGCAGAUUUCCAGACUGCUGCUCAGAGGUAUGCAGAACGGGAGGACAAACCGUCAUCAGCCAACCAACAAUCUAAGUCAUUCAAGACACUACAGGACGCCAUAGAUAGUGGACAGGAUCCUCCCUCUGCCUUACUCCCCCUUCAGACAACUAACCCGCCAGUUGAUAGGCGCAGCCCCUCCCCCCUCCAACCAGCAGCAGGCACCACGGGAAUGCCCUCUCUCAACAGCAGCCAUGUCGCCCAAUUCAACAAUAUCACUCAGUUCAACUCACCGGCAGGGCUAUACAGCAGUGACAGUGCCAAUAGUUCAUUCCAGGCCCAAAGAACCAACGGCGACUCCUCAGAUACAAGCAGUGGCACAGAAAAGGAUGUUGACGAUUUUGGCCGAAAAAUCUACAGACCAUCAGAAACAUUUAAACUUGUACAUGAACAAGAUGAUCCUACUCCUAAACAAGAUGAAAAUUUCAAAUCUAAUCCAUCACGGACAUUUCAGAUUUUACAGCAGCAGCUAGGACCUGGAUCGGCUGCCCCACCCCCAGCACCUCCAGCUGUAGAUCCUCAUACUGUGCCCUCAUGGGUACCUGGGGUUAGCAAGCGUCCAGAUCUGCCUGUAGAGAUUGCAGCAGAGAGGUUAUCUGAAGUUCUCCAAGAUGCUCCUCAAGACCUUCCACAGAUACAGCCCCUCAUCAGCGCGGUCCCUCAGGAUGUUGUUCCUCCUGAACCAGCACUCCCACAAGAGGCUCCCUCAGAGCUGCCUCCUCAGGAACCUACUCCUCCUCAACCGGAACCUCCCAAGCCACAGGUUGCACCACCUGUGGAGGCGCCAAAACUAGCCCCAGCUCCAGCUCCAGCUCCAGCUCCAGCUCCUGCACCAGUACCCUGGGCCACUUCUGGUCCCAAGGCUGCUGCCCCAUCUCCAAAGGCUUUUGUACCCAAGGUCCAGCCAAAACCCUCUAGUGCCCCUGUUCCUCGCCCAGGGGAUGCACCACCCAGACCAACAGGAACUGGCGCUGUGAGGGGUAAGAAAGGAGAUGUUACUGUGUACCAGGAGGGACAACCUAUUCCAGGUGGAGCUAGAGUUCCCAUCUGUUCUACUUGUGGCAAUUCCAUCAGGGGUCCGUUUGUGGUGGCCAUGCACAAGACAUGGUGCCCAGAUCACUUUGUGUGUGCCCAGCCCCGUUGUGGUGUGAAGCUGCUAGAUAUUGGCUUUGUGGAAGAGGGCGGCUUCCUGUACUGUGAAAAGGAUUAUGAGACUUACUUUGCCCCGAAGUGCACUAUCUGUAACCAAGCCAUUGUUGGGGAAUGUGUCAAUGCUCUGCAGAAGACUUACCAUCCAGAUUGCUUUACAUGUCAUCAAUGUAAGCAGGCUAUCGGCGGCAAUCAGUUCCAUCUGGAGGAUGGUCAUGCCUACUGUGAACAUGACUGGAAACAAUUGUUCCAAACUAUGUGCAAGGGAUGCGCAUUCCCAAUUGAACCUGGCGAUCGCUGGGUUGAGGCCAUGAGCAGCAACUACCACUCUGAGUGCUUCAACUGCUCUACUUGCCAAGUAUCAUUGGAAGGACAACCAUUUUAUGCCAAGGCAGGAAAACCCUACUGCAAGAAGCAUGCACGAUAGAGCGAUAUAACAGUGUUAUUGUUGACGACCUACCAAUUCCUCUGUACAGCACUGACAGCUGCCUUGUCAAUUACAUCUCGGCAUAUCACACCAUGACAAGGCUGUAACAGAAUUCAGGGGAACCGAACAUUUUAUUCCUUAAAUAAGCUAUUGAUAUCAAAGAUGCAGUCCGUCAACUCCAAAUAUUCAAAAAGUGAAUAAAAAAGGAUACACCUAUGCAAUUGGUCAACUUAUUAAAGGAAAUUCCUAUCCUUGCUAAUUAUGCAUAUUAGAUCUAGGUUUUAAUUUCAUGUGUGAUACAUUUUAAUCCUUGCCAAAUGUAUUCUCUUAUUGCAAUAUACACAACCCUGCUAUCUGGUCCUCAAAGCUUAUUUGUGUGUAAUGAGUAUACAAGGGGACACAACUCCCAUCGAUCUUUUGACUUUGCAGAUCGGUUGAUUCACAGGGUUUUAGUAACGUGAGCCAAAACAACCAAAACUGGUCUGGUCCUAGCUGUGUGAUUGGUUGGAGACAGAGAUCUUGUAUUAGGUGUAGCCGUGAUAGGUGCCUGUCGCUAAGUAUGAUAGGUUUAUAUUAAAAUUUUAACACUGAUUUUUGUAUAUUUUGUAAUUGUAUACAUAAUUUUAAGAAAGCAUAAUAUAUUUUCCUAAAUAAUGCCUUACUGAUUUUGCAUCUUAAAAUUAUGAAUACUGGUUCAUACUUGUCCCAGUAUUGGCUUUAAUUCAGUGAUUGGUAAAUGGGCGUGUUUAUAUUCCAUUGCUAUAGUUACCAUUUGAAGUGAUUUCAUCAGAAUGGAACUUGCCUCUCCCAUAGAGUAAGUACUAUCAUCCUGGCUUGGUGUAUGGUUGAGGACAUGUAGUGGUUAAUGUAUUUCAAUGUGGAAGAAAUAAUCAGCAUUACAUGUUUACAUUCAUGUUGGUCCUCGAGUAGAGUCGUUUAAAUAUGAUUAACCAUCUGCUUAUAGUAUUACUUGUUCGAAGGUAGUUAAGAUGUUAGGCUCAAGAAAGUGAAAUAUUUUUUCCUGAAUUUGUGAAUCUGCAGCAUUUUUUUCCUUAUUUUUUUUCUGCGAAAUGAAAUAAAUGUUUUAUAUGUGGCAAUAUAUCUCAAUUGUAUGCAAAUUGAAUAAUGAAACUCUGUGUUUGACAUGAAUUUAAGUGUACAAAUGCAAAGUAAGGUUGACAUAGAACAAAGGUACAUAGUAUUUAUAUUUGUAUGAGUUGGUGAGAGACGAGUGAUGAUGUAUAAAACAGCUAGCAUGUUGUACAAAAUAGUUUGUGUGGAGUUCAUGUACAUAUAUCUAAAUCAACAAUGGAUAUUAGUAUAACAGUGAGUGGAUUACAUACUUUGGUAAUGACUAGAAUUUCAAACUACAAAAUUGUAUUUCUGAAUAUUAAUGGCUUUUUAUAUUUCAUAUCAAAUUUCAAUGCAAUUUAGCGUUUGAUACUGCUGAUCAUAUUAAAUUACUGUUGAAGUAUAAUGAUGGGUAUGUUUAUUAUCAGGAAAAUGUUCAUUACCUAAAUAGGAUCAGAAAGUUGGGAAUAUUAUUGAAGAGGUUGGAAGUUGCUUCACUAAGGAUCCCCCAGCAAGGGGUGAACAACUAACAGUAACGCCAUACUACAAAAACAUCUAUCAGCCUCCUAAUGCUUAAUCAGCUUAUGGUGUCCAUCUUGAGCAGAUUUUUAAAUCAGCAAGACAGUAAAGUCCACAAUUUCAGUGGAAAAUUUUCUUCAUUAGAUCUGAGAUUUUCUCUAGAAACUUGGUGUCUAUAAAAGGGGGAUUUUGCAGCGUGACAAAUUUUAGGCUUGCUGUAUCUUGUUAUAGUGACAGAUCUAACCUGCAUAUAACCUUGAUGAUAAUGUAAAAUAGACAAAUUAUAUUUAUACAUUGUAUAUAUAAGAUAAUUCACUGCCAGUGUAUGACAUAGGUACUAACAUGGUCAAUGUUCCUCUAUAGCCCCAUGUGUACCCAUAUAUAUUAUCUACUGGCAAGUGUACCAGAGUGCUGUGUUAUAUACAUACAUUUUAUGCGGGGUUCAGGCUGAGUUAACCUAACAAAUCUUGUUAAAAUGUAUUUUUAAAUCAGUAGAAGAACUAUUAUUUGCCAGAUCGUGACCUUUUAAACAUGAUGUGAUUACCUAAGUGUCAUUUAAACAAGGAAUGUUACAGAAGUCCAAAAAGUAAACUUUUCACAAAAAAUCUC
Molecule: messenger RNA, 4532 nt
Organism: Pecten maximus
Lineage: Eukaryota; Metazoa; Mollusca; Bivalvia; Pectinida; Pectinidae
Product: PDZ and LIM domain protein 7-like
Exons: 16
Coding region: 114-2333 (739 amino acids)
Biological process (GO): actin cytoskeleton organization; muscle structure development
Cellular component (GO): Z disc; adherens junction; stress fiber
Molecular function (GO): actin binding; muscle alpha-actinin binding
Source: RefSeq, a predicted model, not a curated record